Messenger RNA from Funneliformis geosporum, 1500 nucleotides. The record is from the annotation of a GenBank genome assembly. NCBI's taxonomy places the organism in Eukaryota, Fungi, Glomeromycota, Glomeromycetes, Glomerales, Glomeraceae.
AUGCCGAACGUCACACCCACGUCGUCUUCUAAGAAGAAAGAUAAAAGAAAGUCUUUGGAAGUUACUACUGAAAAAGAUUCUCUUGUACGUCAAGAAACUCUCUCUCCAAUUACGCCGGCCGGUGAAUCUAACCUUGAAAAUAAAAACCCAUACUUUGACGUGCUUUAUAAAAGAGUUAAAAAAUUGAGAAAGUUAAUGAUAAGAAUUGAAAAAUAUGAAAGCAUUAAAAAUUCUCCUGAUGGCAUAAAUUUGAAUGCUGAUCAAAUUAAUUUGCUUGAAAGAAAGGGUGAAACUAGUGGUGCUAUCAAAGAAUUUGACGAAGCACUCAAGCAAGUAGAAAGUGUUGAAAAAGAAGAACUUAAGAAACAAGUUGAACAAAAAAAGGCACAGCAAUCGGAGCGCGAUCAAGCCAUUGCCAAUGCUGUUGAAGAAGCAAAGGCCGUUGAUUCUCUUCAUUCUAAACUUACAUCUUUGACCGAUGAAGCAAAGAAUGAAGAACUUUAUGAAGGAAAAAUUCGAGAGGUCUUGGAUCUUGUCAACAAAUUACAAUUAGGUGAUGAGAGCUUGAUUACAAAAUCGUUGCUUAAUGGUGUUCAUGAAUCGGAAGAGCCCGCAACGAAUAAUGAAAACUCCACCCAUGGUUUAACAUAUUCUCAAUUACUUUCAUUGAUUAAAAACCCACCGAUACUAGAAUCUCCCGAAGAACCACAGAUUGAACAGGAAGAAAUACAAGAGACAUUUGAGGAAGUUCCUGAUCCCCAAUCGACUCUUCAAUCUGAACACAACGAUGAUUCUACCAAUGUGACCAUACCAGCAGGUGGAUUGCAAUUUAUGUAUCAUCCUGAUGAUCAAUCACAACCUCUAGAAAACACAAUCAAUAAUACUACAUACACUUAUCAGAGUACAGAUGCAGAACAAAUUCCAGUGGUAACAUCUACUGGUGAUGCAAUGGCAGAUGUGCAAUAUCAGCAGAAUUAUGAUACAUCUAUGGUGGAACAACCAUACAUAGGGGAACAUCAACAACAGUUUGUCGCAGAACAGAAUGAUCAGCAGGUUUCUUUGGAACACGAAGAAUCUCCUCAACAAGAAGAACCACCAGUUUAUGCACAAGAACAACAAACUGUUUCAGAAGAUCUAGCAGAUUCAAAACAACAACCACAGUCAAUUCAACAGGAUAAUGACCAACCACCACCGUUAUCACAAGGUUCUAGUGGAUUCAGAGGUAGAGCAAGUCGUAAUAAUCGUGGAUUUAGAGGGGGUCGAAGGGACUCAGGUGGUUAUAGAGACAGUAAUUAUCGUGAUGGUAAUUACCGAGAUGGUCGCGAUGGCGGUGGUUAUCGUGAAAAUUACCGUGAUGGUGGAUACCGUGAAGGUGGAUAUCGUGAAGUAUACCGUGAUGGAGGAAACUUUCGUGCACGUGGUGGUCCAGGUCCCCGCGGCGGUGGAAGAGGUGCUUACACAGGAAAUCGCGGAGGACAGUUUAGACAACGUUCUCAAUAA